AUGGUGAUUUCCCCAGUGAGACCAGCACCACCAAGGUUGAGAGCAACAUUUGAUGGGAAGCCUGAAAAACUUGCUUAUUUCCUCAGCCGAAUCUGGGCACAUAUAGAUCAAUAUGGAAACCAAUACAAAACAGAGCGCGACCUAGUUUCCACAAUCACAGAUGGGAUGAAUGAAGCUUCCACCUGGAUAGCCCAGCUACACAAUAAGGAAGCUGCGGAGCUAAAUGAUGAAGAUGGAUUUGUUGAGCUGCUCUGGGCUAGAUUUGAAGACCCUGACAGAGUAGGUGAAAAUGAAGACAAAAUAAAAGUUAUGAAGCAAGGAAUUAUCAAAUGCUACCGUUGUGGUCAAGCGGGUCAUCGUGCUUCUGAAUGUCUGGCCCCUGCACUGGUUCUGCAACCAAGGCCCAUUACAGCUUCCAAAGGCAGCAAAGCCCCACGGAAGCCCCCAGACACCAGUUGGUUUGCCAGACAAGCUGUAGAGGUUCCCCUCCCCACAGAAGAGAGCGAGGAACCUCAGGCCAAAGAAACCCUUUCCAGAAAGGCAAAUGAUGAAGAGGACCCUGUGCACAAUAUUAGCAUUGAGAUGAAGGUAGCAAUUGAUCUUAUGAAACUCAUUCUUUACUUAAUAGAACAUCUGGUAACUAUUUGCUUAGGUAUAAUUGUAUUUAUUGCUGAAGAUAAAGAAGAGCAGCAGUAUGAACAUAACUGUUUACUGGAGGAAUCAGAUGGUGUUCAGUACUCUCAGAGAUCAUCGACAGAGAAGCUUGAAACAAACAAAGGGGCAAAUAAUGAGUACAAGUCUUCAUGCUGCAAAGUGUGGUUCUCCUUGGAAAUACAUAGUAUGCCAGCGCAGCCAGAAAAAACUCUGGAUGUGGAAUGUGCAGUUUUGGAUACUAUUGACAUUGGAAUUCCAAUAACUAAUCCUACAGAUGAUGUUCUGGAAUUAGAUGUAGAAUUAAUAGAUGCUAUUACACUCAGUGGUGAAAACAAGUUUGUUCUUGAACCAAAAGAAAUGUUAUGUUAUGAAGUAAAGUAUUCUCCAGCUACCACUGGCCAUAUGGAUGGAAGUGUUAUAUUUACAUCAGAGAAAUUAGGAGAGUUUUGGUAUGCAUUGAAGCUGAUUGGACAGAUGCCUCAUCCAAUAAGAUUGCCUGAAAUAGAAUGUGAACUUGGAAAAUGGGUCAGCCAGCAUAUUCCUCUGGUUAAUUCUACAUAUGAAAUUCUAGAAUUGGAAUAUUUGAACAGCAAUCCAGGCCAUUUUUCAAUGGAGAUUGACCCCAAAACCAAAUUGACUGUUGCUCCUCAUUCCACUACUGAAAUAUCAGUUCUGUUUUGUCCAUCUGCAUUAGGAAGAACAAAUCACACUGCAAGCAUAAUUUUCAAAUGCCCACAGUUUGAGGAAUGGGUAUUUUACUUGUCGGGUAUUGGUCGGAUACCUCAAUCAAUGGAACCAGCUAGUGUCAGUUCUUGUCUUGGUCAGCAUUCUUCUAUCAUUGUAAACUUCAAGAAUCCUACAUUUGAAGAAGUUGUGGUAGAUAUCAUUUUAACAGGUAUGACUGCCCUCAUUUUCUAUUAUGACUGA
Messenger RNA from Notechis scutatus (mainland tiger snake), 1581 nucleotides. Lineage: Eukaryota; Metazoa; Chordata; Lepidosauria; Squamata; Elapidae. The record is from RefSeq and is a predicted model, not a curated record.